CCCUCACUGAAGCACUUGAACCACUUGAGCUGAAGCCAAACUUGUGUAAUAAACGCAACCGAUGACUGAUGGAUGAUAUGGGGAAAGAGGCGCCCAGCCCAUUUCUUUUGUGCUAAAGCGCUCAGUGAUUUCAUUGAGAUUUUCCCGGGCUGGUAGACGCAACUACAAUGGGCUCCCUCGCAUUGCAUCUCUUUUGUAUACGCGGCAUGUUUUCGGCUGGUUAAACUGGAGCAGUUUUGAACCUCUGGGACUUGCAGAAGAAUUUCUCGCUGAGCAUCCGGACGGGUCCCAAAGAAAAUGCACGGGAGAAACAGGUACAACCUGGUGGACGAUGUGGCGGAUUCCAGAGUCCCGCUUCACAAUGAGGAAGCGUAUCAACACGGAAUACACUUCCAAGCAAAGUAUAUUGGCAGCCUGGACGUCCCAAGACCCAACAGUCGCAUGGAGAUUGUCGCUGCUAUGAGAAGAAUCAGGUAUGAGUUCAAGGCAAAGAGUGUCAAGAAGAAGAAAGUGAGCAUAGUGAUCUCAGUGGAUGGAGUCAGAGUGUUGCUGCGCAAGAAACCCAAGAUGAAAGAGUGGACGUGGAAUGAGAGCAAGAUGAUGGUUAUGCUCGACCCCAUAUACAGGAUCUUCUAUGUAUCUCAUGAUUCUCAGGAUCUGAAGAUUUUCAGCUACAUUGCUCGUGAUGGAUCAAGCAACUUGUUCAGAUGCAAUGUGUUCAAGUCCAAAAAGAAGAGUCAGGCCAUGCGGAUAGUGCGAACGUUGGGACAGGCAUUUGAGGUGUGCCAUAAGCUGAGUCUGCAGCAUGCUGAGCAGAAUGUAGAUGAGCAGCCAGACAGCCCUGCAGACGGUCAGAGUGAUCAGUCUGGAGAAGAGCCCAGCACUGAAGGUCGGCAGCCAGUAGGAAUGGAACAUGGAAUGGAUAAUGUAACAGGAACAGAGUCACAUUCUGCAAAGCUCAGUGUGCAAGCUAUGGAUGACAUCCUUCAAAGCCUGUCAGAGCUCAACAUGGUGAAACCUGGACAAACCCUCCAGUCUUUGCAAGACCUGGAGGGUGUCUCGCUCUACACGUUGUCUCCCAGCACUCCUUGCUCUCCUUCUCUCACACCUUUGGCCACCAAACAUCACCUGCAGUUUCUCCAGCAACAGUUGCUACAGCAGCAACAACAAACACAGACUGCUGUAGCACAGGUGCAGCUCCUGAAGGAUCAGCUGGCAGCAGAGAUGGCGGCCCGCAUGGAGGUGCAGGCCAGAACUCACCAGCUGCUACUGCAGAACCAAGACUUACUGCAGCACACAGCCCUGCUGGUCAAACACCUCAGCCAACUGGAGAUAAGAGUCUAUGGAGCCACACAGAAAGAAGAGUCAACAUGGAGUAGCAUCCCCACUCGCUCUCUCUCUCUGAACCUGAAGAACCUUUACACUCCUCGCUCAGACCAGCCCAUCACCUCCUCUUCAACAGGGCAGCCAGAAAACCCUCCCUUCUCCUCCCACACUGAGUCCUACCUCAAUCUGCUAAACCUGCGUGGUGUACCACCCAACAUUAGAGCCAAUGGGAUGCCAGAGAACAUAAGAAGUGAAGAGGGAUUGGAUGCAGCGAGAAGGGAAGUUGCUAAGCUAGAGACUCUUAGUUCGACGGCACUUGAUGAGAGGUUUCAACAAAUUAUCCCUAAGUUGGAACCUCCACCCCAGCCACUCAACCGCAAGCGCUCAAACAGGACUCUCUCUCCUGGUGUAGAGGCGGAGAUAAAAUUGGCUGCCAUGCCCAUAAAUGGGAGUGUGCUCCCAAGGAUGAACAGCUCAUCCUACCCUGACAUCACUCUUUGCUCCGUUUCACCUGGAGAUUUCUACUCUUUUACCAAUAGGAUCAGUGUAUAUUGUUCAGCCAGUGAGGAUUCUGGCGUACGCUCGGAUGACAAAUCCCUAGUCUCCCCCCAAUCCAGAGAUGACCCAUCUGAUGACCAGAGCUCUGCUUUCAUCUCUACAUCCAGCACCUGCAGCAGCUUGCCUGAGGAUCAUCCACCUGUGGAUGGUGGGAAUUUACCACAUUUUACAACACCAAUAGGCUAUGAGCAAACAAUUCAGUUUUCUUUGCCUCUGAAUGAAACCUGCCUUCAUAUUAGCUUGAGUGAAGAUGAACGUCUGGAGGACAGCACCUAUAAUGUCUCAACCCCAUGUUAGAGUUGGACCAAUCAACCAGUGGUUUCACUGGAACAUCAUGAGAUUUCACAACUGCUAUGGAACUCCAAAUCACAGCUUGUAAAGGAGAAAAUUUCAUAAUUGACAUCUAAAACUACUUUGUGGCCGGAUGAGAUACUGACCACACCCUUUUACUUUUAUUUUGCAUACUGAAUUAUGCAAAUCUUUGGUCAGCAGCCAUAUCACCUGGUUGCCCAAUAAAGCUAAGCAGGGUUGAGCCUGGCCAGUACCUGGAUGGGAGACCUACUGGGGGGAACUAAUGUUGCUGGAAGUGGUAUUAGGGAGGCCAGCAGGUGGUGUUAACCCUGUGGUCUAUGUGGGUCCUAAUGCCCCAGUAUAGUGAUGGGGACAUACUGUACAAACGUACCGUCUUCUGGAUGAGACGUUAAACCGAGAUCCUGACUCUCUGUGGUCAUUAAAAUCCCAGGGCACUUCUUGUAAAGAGUAGGGGCAUAACCUUGUUGUCCUGGCCAAAUUCCCCCAUUGGCCCUUAUCUAUC
Xyrauchen texanus (razorback sucker) is the source of this 2698-nucleotide messenger RNA. RefSeq names its product carboxyl-terminal PDZ ligand of neuronal nitric oxide synthase protein. The record is from RefSeq and is a predicted model, not a curated record. Gene Ontology annotation, molecular function: nitric-oxide synthase binding. The transcript has 11 exons. NCBI's taxonomy places the organism in Eukaryota, Metazoa, Chordata, Actinopteri, Cypriniformes, Catostomidae. Bases 298 to 2181 code for a protein of 627 amino acids.